Molecule: messenger RNA, 2190 nt
Organism: Leptopilina boulardi
Lineage: Eukaryota; Metazoa; Arthropoda; Insecta; Hymenoptera; Figitidae
Gene: Tpc1
Product: mitochondrial thiamine pyrophosphate carrier
Exons: 5
Coding region: 259-1191 (310 amino acids)
Biological process (GO): thiamine pyrophosphate transmembrane transport
Cellular component (GO): mitochondrial inner membrane
Molecular function (GO): thiamine transmembrane transporter activity
Source: RefSeq, a predicted model, not a curated record
GAUCACGUAGUCGUUGGAUCAUGGACAUAAGUGACACAACUUUGAUGCGUAGAACAACAAAAAUGUUUGUUUACAUUUUUUCUUGUGCAUUUCAAGAAUUUAUUGAGUUAAUUUUUGAUAUUUAAAGUAAAAUAAGAUUUUAAUUGACAUAAGCAAUUUAUAAUUAGUGAAAAUUUGUGUAGAGAAAAAGUUAGAAAACACUACCGGAUGAAGGAAAGAAAAUUUUGAGUCAAUGAAGUUAUUGAGACAGGAUAGAACAUGGAUGAAUCCCUAAAACUUGCAGAACCAUCAUCUGCAGCCUUUGCAGGUGCUGUUAGUGGAUGUAUAACGAGACUAUUAUUUCAACCAUUAGAUGUAGUGAAGACAAGAUUUCAACUUCAAGUUGAACCAAUAAAACACCAUUCUGUAAGUAAAUAUCGUUCGUUGCCACAAGCAUUUGCAUUAAUUGUCAAGGAAGAAGGUGUAAGUGCAUUAUGGAAAGGACACGUGCCAGCGCAAUUAUUAUCUAUUGUUUACGGUAUGAGCCAGUUUUAUUCCUACAAUUUAAUAACACAACAUUUAAAUCGAUAUCAAAUUGUUCAUGAAUGGAGAAAUACAUUACAUUUUGCUGAAGGUGCAAUUGCUGGAGCUGUGAGCACAACGUUAACGUUUCCAUUUGAUACGAUAAGAACAAGAUUAAUUGCUCAAUCAACAAAGCACAAAGUUUAUCAUGGAUUAUUUCAUUCUUGUUUAUCCAUUUUUCGGGAAGAAUCUUCAAAAGCUUUUUUCCGCGGCUUACUACCAACAAUUUUACAAAUUGCUCCUCACACUGCCUUUCAAUUUUAUUUCUUUGGAAUAUUUAAGGACCUUUAUGUUAAGAUUACCGAUGAUUCCAGUACUAGCAUAGCAGGUACUAUGACAGCAGGAAGUCUUGCCGGACUCGCAGCAAAGACGAUUAUAUAUCCAUUUGAUUUGAUAAGAAAACGACUUCAAAUUCAAGGCUUUCAACAUGGAAGAAAAGGAUUUGGAGUUUUCUUUCACUGCACUGGAAUGAAAGAUUGUGUUAUAAUAACAAUUAAACGAGAAGGUGUUAAUGGACUUUUCAAAGGUUUGGUGCCGAGUCAGGUGAAGGCUGUAGUAACUACUGCUUUACAUUUUACAAUUUAUGAACAAACUUUAGUUAUUAUGCAAAUUUUGAAAGAAAAAUAUUAGCUCCUUUUUUUCGAUAUGAGAAUUUACAGAAGCCACAUUGUGUUUUACAGUUUUAGAGACAAUUUACAUAUUUUUUUAGUUUAGUUAGUUUAUUUUUUUAGUUUAGUAUUUUUCAAAGAGAAUAGGAAAUUUUUGAAAAGGAAUUGAGCUGAAGUUCUUGACAUUAGAACUGAGUAAAAAAAAAUAAUUCAAAAAAAAUGCUGAUGAUAAUAAUACUAUAAAACCUUUGUGUACUUAAUUGUAAUUAUUUUUAAAUUAAAUUUAAAAAUAAGUUAACAAUUAUAUUAAAAUCAUAUCAAAAUUAAUUAAAUUAUACAACUUUAAUUUCUAAAUAUUUCUAGUAAUGUAUAUAUAAGUAACUAUUAUAGAUUUUUGAUACACUAAAAAUUAUAUAUAGUUAACUAUAUAAAAUUAGAAAUUUUCUAUAUGAAAUUUGAAAAAUCAGACUAAUUUUUAUCAUUUCUGAUUUAAGGAACUUGAACCCAAUCUGUGAAGAAAUUUUUAAUUAAAGGAUAAAAAAAAUGAUUUUUCAAAGAAAAUAGUUAUAAAUAGUAUGGCAUAUGUUUAAAUUUGCAAGAUACUCGAAUACACAGUAUUUAUUAUUAAAAUAUUAUAUAUAGUAUUCAAAGCAUAAAUUAAUCAAACCCUCAAAAGUUGGAGGAUAAUUAUUUAUUUAAAACGUGAUUAAAAUUAAAGAUUAACCAAAAUAAUAAUGAAAACUAAAUGUAUUAAACAAAAUAGUGAUAAAAUAUUGAAAUGUUAAAUAAAGCAGUGAUUAAAUUCAAAUAUUUAAUGAAAUCAGAAGUAAUUGCAAAUAUAAAACAAAAAACAGUUAUUUAUAAUCAAAUUGUUUGUUGAGCAUGUGAAAAUUUAAUUUUAUUAUUCACAUUUACAUUUGUAAUUUAAUCAAAUUUAGAUUUUCACUUUAAAUAAAGAUCUUUCAGUUUCUAGCUAUGUACAUGAAUACACUUUUAAUAAAUAGAGAAGAAUACAAUUAUA